UUGAUCAUGUCAGGAACAGUUCCAGAUAUGAAGCAUUCUUUCUCCUCAGUGGAUUUCAUACAGACAAAUAGUGUACAACUUAUUCAAAGAAUGGGGAUGCCAACUGUCAAGCAAAUUACAGAUGACUUUUUUGCAAAAUCUGUUUUGUCUGAUGAAGAAAAAGAUAUCAUCAUUUGCCAGAAAACUAGACAGGAUGCUUCAAGACGUCUGAUAUACCUCAUUCUGAAAAAAGGUGAAAGAGCCUGUGACCUUUUGGUUAAAGCACUGGAGAAAAUUGAUUUCCCCCUUUUUCAGAAUCUACAAGGAUACGGUGCUGCUGGGCAAAUGACGCCAGAAGACUUUGAUUGCUUGGUUGAGGAUUUAACUGACUUUUAUAGUCGUCCAUCUUUCCAACAAUUCCAUCCAUUGGGAGAAGAAAUUGACAUCAUCUUUAAUCUGACAACGACUUAUACAGAUACCUUGCUUUGGAAGAAAGACAUCCAUAACGCUCGGCUGGGACAGCUCUCUUUAAAUGCCCUUUUAGAUGAACUUAGAAAUCCCUGUAUCAUAGAAGGAGAAGCUGGCAAAGGGAAAACGACCCUCCUGAAGAAGAUUGCUUUACUCUGGGCUAAUGGAGAUCAUCCUGCCUUGAUGAAAUUCAAGCUUUCUUUCUUUAUCAAGCUAAGUGAGGCCCAGGCAGGAUUGUAUGAGACAGUGUGUGAACAGCUUCUUAAAAAGAAAUAUAGGAUAUGCAAAGAGGACUUUAUGGAGAUGUUAGAUUCGCUAAGAGAAAAAGCCCUCUUUCUGUUAGAUGGGUAUGAUGAAUUCCAAUCCCAGAGCUGCCCAGAAAUAGAAUCACUGAUAAAAGAGAACCAUAAAUUCAAAAACACAGUCAUUGUUACGACAAGGACCGAGUCGAUUAGUAGUCUGAGGCUGUUUGGGUCACUGAUUGCCGAGACAGGUGAUUUAUCUGAGCAAAGUGCAAAACAGCUAGUCAGAAAUGUAUUGAGAAAAGAGUUAGCUGAGGGCCUGUUGUCUCAAUUGGAGAAAACAGAUUCCACUUUUCAGAAAACAGGCUCUCAGUUUGACAACCUGAUGAAGACCCCUUUGUUUGUGGUUAUUGCUUGUGCCAUCCAAAUGGGAGAAACCACUUUUAAUCCACACACACAAACCACUCUGUUCUCCACACUACAUGAUUUGAUGGUGAGGAAAAACAAGUACAAGACCAAAGAGAUACCUGAUGAACAUUUUCGCCUAAGCAUAAUCCACUGUGGAAAUUUAGCCUUAGACGGAGUCUUUGAACGCAAAGUUAAUUUUUACCCUGAGGAUUUCUCCAGUGUGAAAGAACAGGUCCUGUUAGCUACAGGCCUCAUGCAUAAGUACUCAGCCCAGAGACUAACAGCAGUAUACAGAUUUUUUCACAAGUCUUUUCAGGAAUACGUUGCAGGCAGGAGACUUUCCAGGCUAUUAAUAUCCCGUAGGGAUGAGGACGUGACAAGGGGAAAUAGUUACCUACAAAGAAUUAAUAGCAUCUCAGAUAUUAUUACUACCUACCACAGUUUACUCCUGUAUACUUGUGGAUCAUCAGCUGAAGCCACUAGAAAAGUUAUCAGUCACCUAUCAAUCAUUCAUCAGCAUGGCAGUCUUUUUAUAUUGCCUUCUCUCCCUGAUCAAUGGUCAGAAGCAAAACCCAUGAAAAACAAAGAAAACGCUCAAGAAGAAGAAGGAGUAAUUGCAACUUUGGGAAACUCGUUUGUGGAGUGUGCCAUUAGCUUCCUCUAUGAAAGUCUCUCUGAAAUUACCGUGAAAGAGGAGUUUGAGGAAUUCUUCCAUGGCAAAAACCUCUACAUAAAUACUCAAAGCAUUCCUACAUAUGUCUGUGGUUUUUUCGAAUACUUUUCUAAUUGUGUGAGUGUGCUAGAACUCAUUAAAUUAGAUUUUUUGGGCAGCUCUUCUUGUGAGGAUGCAAAAGAUGGGCGAAAAGAAUGUUCUAAAACGACUCUAUUGAAAACUGUCAUCCCUGAAAAGGCAGUCUCCUUAUUCUUCAGCUGGGAACGAAAGCUCAAUUCUUUAGAGAUUACACUGAAAGACUUCAACAAAUUAGAAAAAGGUGAUGUUAAGUAUCUGGAAAAAAUAUGUUGCUCUGCCUCAAGGCUCAGAUUUCAUAUCAGCAGAAGUCCUGGCAUCACAGGAAAGCUGAGGGAAGUCCUCUAUAGCUGUACAAACCUGCAGGACCUUUUUGUGGAUUCGACACCUCUUACUGCAGAAGAUGAGCAACAGAUAGCCAAAAUGAUGUUACUGAAAACCAUAAAGUUAAAAGAUCUGCAGGAUGCAAGUCUAGAUGGUCUUCUUGAUGGAAUACCCGGCCUUGUCAAUGUGGAAAAGUUUACUUUUGACAACAUCAAGAUGAAUGAAGCCACUGCUAAAAAAUUAGCUGAAGGCUUAAAAAACCUGAAAAAACUACAGUUAUUGAAGUUGAAUAAUCUUACUGAUAUUGGAGAUGGAAUGACACAUAUAGUAAAGUCAAUAUCCUUCUGCCUCAGAGAUCUGGAAGAAAUUCAUCUAAUCAAUUGCUGCCUUUCUGGGAUUGCUGUGGAAAUUCUAGUCCAGAAUAUUUGCAAUUUAUCGAAACUUUAUGCACUUGAUUUAUCUGAUAAUUUUUUGGGAGAUGCUGGAAAAGAAGCUCUUUGCCAACUAGUUGACAGCUUAAAUAGCUUACCAAAGAUGGAAGUGCUGAUGCUCCCCCGGAUGAAUGAAGUGAAUGUUUGCCUCAUUAAGCUAGAACAGCUAGAAAGAAUGCCGCAGCUGACAAAACUCGGGCUGAAGAAAUGGGAUAUCACAGACUCUGAGGUUGGGAUUCUUGGUAAGCUUUUUGCGAAGACAUCCCUGGGAGAUCUCCAGCAUCUGGACAUAGCAGAGAAUUGCAUGACAAGUGAUGGAUGGCUUACCGUCUUACAGGUGUUAUUGAAUCUCAAGAAGUUGGCAUUUCUAGAUUUCAGCCGACAAAGAGGCUUUCUGCCUUCUGCCCGGUUAGUCUUGGAGAUGGCCCGUAUGAUAACCAAAUUGGUUUCUUUACAAGAGAUCAAUUUGACUGGCUGGCAGUUUGAUGCCCAUGAGCUAGGAGAAAUUAAGAAAGCGAAGCAAAAACGUAGUAAUGAGUUGCAAGUUAUUAUUUCUUAAACAUGGCCAGCUCUGGAUAGUGGAUACAAAGUCCCAUCCAUACAAAGUCCCAUCCCAAGACUGACUGAAGGGAUUUUCUGACACAUCCUAAUUCCUGGGACCCAAAUGAGGAAUAGACUUUCAGAACAACGUGGGACAUGACACUUGAAAUGUGGAAUAUAGUGAAGAACAGAAACAUUUCCUGUACAACCAUUUUUUUAAAAAAUAAGCAAGGAGAAACAAAGCAGUAAAUGCCCUUAUCACCCCGGGUUUUAAAGAUUAACAUGUAUACACUCCCUUUAAUAUUAAUUUUGUAAUGGUACUGGUAGUUUUUAUACCUAUUUUGAGA
Molecule: messenger RNA, 3487 nt
Organism: Elgaria multicarinata webbii
Lineage: Eukaryota; Metazoa; Chordata; Lepidosauria; Squamata; Anguidae
Gene: NLRC4
Product: NLR family CARD domain containing 4
Exons: 7
Coding region: 7-3159 (1050 amino acids)
Biological process (GO): detection of bacterium; defense response to bacterium; regulation of apoptotic process
Source: RefSeq, a predicted model, not a curated record